This is a messenger RNA of Triticum aestivum (bread wheat), 723 nucleotides long. RefSeq lists its product as uncharacterized. Bases 65 to 553 code for a protein of 162 amino acids. Lineage: Eukaryota; Viridiplantae; Streptophyta; Magnoliopsida; Poales; Poaceae. The record is from RefSeq and is a predicted model, not a curated record. The transcript is spliced from 2 exons.
AUCAUGCCAGCUGGGUGGGCUCCAGAAACCAGAAGCCACUACCUCCAGAAGCAGAAGUCCUAUCAUGCCAGAGCCACCAGCAGCAACAGCACCAACUGCAAGAGAGCAUGUACUUCCUCCCCAUCUCGAAUCACUAGUAAUAGGGGACUGUGCUGGCAUGUUGGGUGGGACUCUUUGUCUGCCUGCACCCCUCAAGAGAAUGUACAUUAUUGGCAACAGUGGAUUGACAUCGCUGGAGUGUCUGUCGGGAGAGCACCCCCCAUCGCUGGAAUUCCUUUUUCUUGAAAGAUGCAGUACCCUGGCAUCCCUGCCGAAUGAGCCGCACGUAUACAGUUCUCUCGGGUAUCUUGAAAUUAGAGGCUGCCCUGCUAUAAAGAAGCUCCCUAGAUGCCUGCAGCAGCAGCUGGGCAGCAUUGACGACAAAUAUCUAGAUGCCCGGUAUGAAGUGAUGGCACUUAAACCGGAGACAUGGAAGGAGAUACCAAGGCUAGUCCGUGAGCGGAGGAAGGCCGCUCAAGAAGCCAAGAUACUCUGGCAGUCCAUGCAUGAGUAGACAAGGCUGAAAGGGCAUGGAUUUUGAUUGCUCUCAAUAAUGUACCAAGAUGAUGUCGUGACUGUAAUCAAUCGGCUUUCCUGAGCUUUGGCCUCUACCUUUUAGAGAUAUUUGUAAUGCGAACCAAACAAAUCUCCCCGUUUCAGUACAAGUUACGAUAAUACUCUCAC